GAGUCAGUCAGAUGCUGUAGUUGCCACUAGAAGCACGUCUCUCUGCGUUUCGUCCAGUUCGCGAUCGCGAAUUUUUUUAACCUGGUGAAGACAAAAAAAUUUCUUUGUCACAUCCUCACUGACUCGGAUCUGAAUUUGUUUAAUGUUAAAAAAUUAGCAGCGAAGAUUACUCUCCGAUAGCUCGACGAAACUUGUAUAAUUUUUUCUGUACAUCGGUUUUCGUGGAUUCAUUAACUACAUUGGAUUCAGUGGUGAAUUUAAGUGCAACUUUUAAUUGUGUAACUGUUGGAAUUCCUCACAUUGCAACCUGCUAUCCACUCCGCCUCACAUCAGAGUGGAUUUUCAUAGUGCAUCGUCCAGUCACUCGCCUGUUCGUGGUCAAAUCUUCCAAUAUUUUGUCGGACAACCGGAAUUUUAGUGUCCAGAAAUUUUAGGAAAUAAAAAUUCCUCUUCUAAAGUUUGACAUUCGUGCGAAAAGUUGAUGAUUCCUGCCGUAUUUGAUGUUUUAAUGUUUAAGUUCAUCUAGUCUUGGAAUACGGUUCCAAUGCGCGUUUUAAAAUGUGAAGCGUUUCUCACUGGGAUCGCAUAAUUUUUUACGCGUUCCUGCGGCAAUUUUGUCGUUUCUUUCGACCGAGAGUGAAAACUUGCGCCGAUGGAAUGUCAUCUUAGGAGUGCACGCUAGCUGCCGGCGCUUAAUUUGUUUUUAACUGCAUUUGGAUACGUUCGUCACGCAUAAUUACCAGGAGUGAUAGUUGCUGUCGGUCGUUGUAUGUGUUUUUCUUGACAUGGCAGAAAUAUUCGGUCUGAUGGCCCCUAAGGAUUUAUCACCCCUCAUUACUGAUUUGAAGAUGGCUUCUCCGGGCGACAACCGUGACGCAGGCUUCUGCUCGGGCGAAGACGAGGAUCUAGACGUGGACCACGCAGACACCGACGCGGACAACUCGCCGACGGACGUCAGCGAAGACAGCGUCGACGUCAAAGUCCACGUCAUCGGCGGCAUCACCCAAAAGCGCAAGCUCACCGCCCGUUCGGACUCCAACCCCAAACGCACCAAACAAGAGGACUCGAAAACCCGAAGCCCUUUCCGACCGUGGAGUCACGAGACACCCCGUCCGCACAUCCCUGCGCCUCCUCUAGUCCCAUGCGGCUACACGCCUCCCUUAUGCCGCCCCAUCGAGCAAGCCGAACCCUUGUCGUUAGUGGUCAAGACCAGGGACCGGAUCUACAAGCCCAAGUACGCGGGCCGACUCCGCGCCUCACCGGAACCCAUCAAGGCAGAACCCAUCUCUCCCACCUCGGAACCAAUCUCGCCACUUCUGAGGCCACCGGAGCUCACUGCCGUCCCCAGAGAGUCCCUUCUCGGCCACGUGGCAUACCCAAUGCACCUAGUUCCUCCUAUCGGACAAGACCGAAUCCCCGUCUGGCCGCCGCGAGCCACUCCCAAAGAGCCAAUCUCUCGAGACUUGAACCCAGUCUUUCCCGCCGAGUCAAUCCCCAGCCCCAAUGUGAUCCGAUCUCCUUCGGAGACCGUAACGAUUGACGCCACGUCGAGCCGGUCUCCAGGAUACGUCUCCGCGGAGCCCGUGGUGAGGUGUAGCGUUUUAAGGCCACCCUCCGUUUCCGAGGAUCGAGUCCCGCGGCCUGAAUCUCUACUCAGACCCAACGGCCUCAAGCGGGAGCCUAGCCCCAGUCACGGACCCCCGAAGCUGCGAAUCAAGAUGGAACAGCGGGAUACCGAUGACAGGUUGAGUAGGGUACCGGAGGAUUCGUGUGGACGAUUCGCGGUACCGGAGGAUCCGAGUGGUCGGUUCGCGGUACCGGAGGAUCCGAGUGGUCGCUUCGCGGUACCGGAGGAUCCGAGUGGUCGGUUCUCGGUACCGGAAGAUCCUAGUGGUCGCUUCGCGGUACCGGAGGAUCCGAGUGGUCGGUUCGCGGUACCGGAAGAUCCGAGUGGUCGGUUCUCGGUACCGGAGUCGGGGGACCUGAACCCGGCGUACCGGGAGGUGACGGUGAAGGAGGAACCGGAAGAGGAGCCGCGGGAGGGGAGGAGGAAGUCUAGUCAGCAGCAGCGGAACUACAAGAACAUGACGCGCGAGCGGCGGAUGGAGGCGAACGCGCGGGAGCGAACGCGGGUGCACACGAUCAGCGCGGCGUUCGAGACGCUGCGCCACGCGGUGCCGGCCUACUCGCACAACCAGAAGCUCUCCAAGCUCUCGGUCCUCCGGAUCGCGUGCAGCUACAUCAUGACGCUGUCGCGGAUCGCCGGCCUGGACUACAGCGCCGACCAGAGCGAGCCGUCCGUCGCCUCCUGCGUCGAGAACGUCUCCCGCACCAUCCAGAUGGAGGGCAAGCUCCGCAAGAAGAAGGAUGAGCAUUGAAACAAGUACAUUUGACUGUGACGUUGUUGAGCGCAAGAUACACCUGCUUGCCAGACGCGCGUCUAGACGCCAAAAGUAGGAUCCGAUCCUGCUUUCAGCAAGUUGUAGCCUGAUUGGCUACGGAGAUUGCCGAGUACGGCUGAAGGCCUACUCGCCACUCAAGACGCGCGUCUGGUUCGCAGGUGUACCUGGCACUUUAGAUAUAGUUCGGCACUUGUAUCCACCUAGUCCUUUUCACAUUUUUUUGUCAGACCACUCGAUCAUUUUUACUUCAUACAACUGUGAAAAAUUUUUACUGACCUGUUCACCUGUCCACUGGUGGUGAGGUUUAAAGUGUUCAAGUGAAGUCUAAAAUGCGGGAAACACGAUCCCUUUCAAAAUUACUAUACGCUAGGUAGAAAGUCAACUUCACCACAAUUUGCAUAGUUUUUCUCCCAAUUUGGGCCCAAAAAUUGUAUUAUCCUCCUUAACGUCAUUCUUAAAAUGUUUUCUAUACUGUUAAGCUGAGCCUCCUUUUUCCUUGUAACGUAACUGCUGAUUCACGUUUCUCAAGUUGUUUGCGGGCAUCUUCUAAAAUGUUUUCAAAACUAAAAGCCUUGGUAUCGCCGCUCAAAGUGUAAACUAACCAAAACAAAGUCUCCUCUUUAGACGCUCUGUAAUUAAUUUUCUCUUGUAUCUCUUUCAAUAUACCCUGAAAUGGCCUCAUUUCUCCAUUUUUUUCUUCUUUCCAACUGUUCAAUUAUAUAUAAUGUGACAAUACACUUCAAAAGUAAACAUCCAUCUAGACCCAACAGUCGCUGUGCGACUCGGGCUAAAAAUCUGAUUUAUGUACGCUGAUCAAAUGCACCAGACAUGUCAGCAAAAAAAUGUGCCACAAUUGGUGCACUCAGAUGUGCUUAAAGUUUGUUUUUGUAGAAUAAAAACUUUGGACGUGUUGUAAUGACUGUUGCUUGAAAAAAAUCUGUACCUCCGACCUUUAGGAACUUAUUUUAUAGUGGUUUAAGCGGCGUAAAACGGUUGCAGUACUUCAGAUAGAGUCAAUUUUUUGUGCCUUCGGAGUUGCAGCUGGGUAGGAUUGUUGUGUUAAAAAACUACAUGACCGUUUUUUUCUUAGUUCCUCGUAAUGCGUCUGGAUCGGCUUCAACUAAAAAUCUGUGCCAUUAAAUCAUGCAAAUGCCAUGUAAUGUAUUCAUGGAUUCAAAUGUAUUUAAGGAAGUCGAUGUAAACACCCAGACAGUGUCUUCACCCUCCAAUUUCCGGAUGGCACGUCAGGUAGGAAUCUGAGAAGGAAAAAUUUCUUUCUCAUUUAUAAUGCGUCAAAGACGCUGUUACAUAUUAAACAUUUUAUGCUUUUGUUUAAGUAACCUAUAAAAUGUUUAAUAUCAAUUCAAUUUAUUGUUUCCUCCAACUGAUCACAUUGAGUUGCAAGGACCAAGAAAAAAACAGCUUGGAAUAAUUUUUGCCUCUGACACGCUCUUUUGGGUGUUCAUAACUUGAAAAAUAGUCAAUAAUUCCGCUUUAUAGACAUUAAAAUAGAAAACUGUUUUCCGAACAAUUCUUUCCAUUUCUUUAUGCAUUAUACUGGUUUAAGCGCAUCAUUUAUGCUCAAAUAUUGGCUGUAAUGUUUGUAAUUUGAUAUUGAAAUCGUCUUGAAUUCAGAAAUUUUCUUUUCGUUUCAUCGCCUACUCUACUAUUGCCAUUUGUAUGGACAAUUUUAAAGAGUGACGGAUUUGAUUUGGUAUUUUCGCGCUUUAGUAAGCUAACUUUUUGUCAAGGAACUUUCCUGAAAAAAUGCACCCGUUUGUUCGGAAUAAUCUUAAGGAGAGAGAGUCAUCAGCGUAAUUUUGGUGAAAACAUAAUGUACGUCAACCAUGAAUUUGAAUUUCUAUCAAUGUAUAUGCACAACUUUGACUUGCCCAAUGAUUUGUGCAAUAAAGUGGAACUCAUACUUCUAGUGUAUCAAUGUCAAAUCGAAUCUGUUGAAAAGAUGCCGAGUGUAGCAAUCGUAUUAUUUCUAGUUAUUGUCCCACGGAUAUUCGGGUGCGAUCAUUGUUGAAAUAUGUUGUAUAUCUGAUAAUAUCACCAUCAGAGAAAAUAAAAAUUCCAAAA
Messenger RNA from Bemisia tabaci, 4487 nucleotides. RefSeq names its product atonal bHLH transcription factor 8-like protein net (gene net). Gene Ontology annotation, biological process: anatomical structure morphogenesis; positive regulation of transcription by RNA polymerase II. Gene Ontology annotation, molecular function: protein dimerization activity; E-box binding; DNA-binding transcription factor activity. The record is from RefSeq and is a predicted model, not a curated record. NCBI's taxonomy places the organism in Eukaryota, Metazoa, Arthropoda, Insecta, Hemiptera, Aleyrodidae. Gene Ontology annotation, cellular component: nucleus.